AUGUCAUCACAUAAAAGAACAGAGGAUCUAGGGGAGGUCCUAUCCACCCCAUCUAUCCCAUCACCAGAUAGCAAGGACCUUUCCUCCCUGGAAAAAGAAGAUAGCGAGUGUAUUGAGAAAGCAGAAGUCAGCCCAACACAGUUCGAUGAUAUCUCAUCUUCGCUUUCUCCAUCUCAUCGUGAAUAUCUCUUCAAACGACAUGGCACCUUGGACCUGGACCCCAUGCCGAGUGCGUCAGACGCAGACCCAUACAACUGGCCUACGUGGAAGAAAUUAACGAACCUCCUUCUUGUCGCCUUUCACGCUUGCAUGGCGACCUUUACGUCCUCGAUCACGCCUGCCUAUGAGGACAUUAGUAUCGAUUUAGGAGUAUCUCUACAAAGAGCCAGCUAUCUUACCUCCCUACAAAUUGCUAUUCUCGGGGGCGCUCCCCUCUUCUGGAAACCAUUGUCCAACCGGUACGGUCGUCGGCCUAUAUUUCUGCUAUCCACCAUCCUCAGCCUUGUUUGCAAUGUUGGAUGUGCGAAGAGCCCGACGUAUGCGUCACUGGCCGCAUGUAGAGCUUUAACAGCGUUUUUCAUCUCUCCGGCAGCAGCAAUCGGGAGUGCCGUUGUGGCAGAAACCUUCUUCAAGAAAGAGAGGGCUCGGUAUAUGGGGAUAUGGACCUUGAUGGUCACUCUGGGUAUACCAGUGCAUUGA
This is a messenger RNA of Aspergillus oryzae RIB40, 699 nucleotides long. RefSeq lists its product as uncharacterized. The transcript is spliced from 3 exons. Bases 1 to 699 code for a protein of 232 amino acids. Gene Ontology annotation, molecular function: transmembrane transporter activity. Gene Ontology annotation, biological process: transmembrane transport. Lineage: Eukaryota; Fungi; Ascomycota; Eurotiomycetes; Eurotiales; Aspergillaceae. The record is from RefSeq and is a predicted model, not a curated record.